Messenger RNA from Volvox carteri f. nagariensis, 1029 nucleotides. RefSeq lists its product as uncharacterized. Gene Ontology annotation, biological process: positive regulation of transcription by RNA polymerase II. Gene Ontology annotation, cellular component: transcription regulator complex; histone acetyltransferase complex. The record is from RefSeq and is a predicted model, not a curated record. The transcript has 6 exons. Lineage: Eukaryota; Viridiplantae; Chlorophyta; Chlorophyceae; Chlamydomonadales; Volvocaceae. Gene Ontology annotation, molecular function: chromatin DNA binding; histone acetyltransferase activity; transcription coactivator activity. Bases 1 to 1029 code for a protein of 342 amino acids.
AUGGAAGCCCUACAGAGCAACGACCCAGCUUUCCUAGAAACGUGCCAUCGGUGGUUACUGUUCCACUACCAUUGCAACGACUGUGGACAGUCCAAGGACACCUGCGAGUACGGCAAGGUUUGCUCGUACGGCAAAUCAACAUUCAUGCACGUCCAAGGAUGUGCGCGGAACGAAUGUGCCUUUCCCCGGUGUGACUUGAUCAAGGCCAUCCUUCGUCACCACCAGGCUUGCAAGGACGAGACCUGCCAACUGUGCUCACCGGUUUACAAGUACCAAGCACGCAGUAAGGGGCCCAAGCCACAGCCGCAUUCGCCGUUCAUGGGUGAGGCGCCUUCACCAGUAUCCACAGCGAAGCUGCCGCAGCCGCAGCAAUCAAUGCCGGUGCAGAUACCAGAGACGCCGCACCACGCGGGCAUGCUGUUCGAGGCUCGUCACCGGGAGCAGUGCCAGCUUUCCAGCAGCUUGCGUCGGAGCUCAUGGACGCCCGACGCUACGGCAAGCGAAUCCGGCGGUGGCUGCACCCUGGCGAAUGCGCCUUCCGGGUCGCUGGAGGCUGCUGCAGGGCUCCAGCGGCUGCACCUCGAGAAGCUUCCACAGCAGCAGCAGCAGCAGCAGUGCACGGCCAGCAGUAGCCGUGUCUCGCCGCCACCGCAGCCCUCUUCCCCGCAGCCCACCGCUACGUCCUUGCAGCACACUGCAAGCAGCAACAACUGCCUUGAUAUGGCCAGCAGCCGGUCCGAUCUCUCAACGCCGGUGCCAGCUGGUUCAGGGCUAUUCAUGACUCCUGCCGCUGUGGCCGGUGUUCCGACCGCCGUGGCGCCCAGCAGCGGUCUGGUAGCAACGGACAACGGUGCUGGCCCGGGGGCAGCCGCGCUCUGGGGAACGUUCCAGCUAUCAGGUCUGCCACCGCCCCAAGUGGUGCAGGCGCAUCAGCAGCUGCAGCAGCUUCAAGGGCAUUUCCCAGCGGGGAACUACGGCAACACGGCUACGUCCGUGCUGUUACCGCCACAGCUGACUGGCGCUUCGUGA